Melozone crissalis (California towhee) is the source of this 2479-nucleotide messenger RNA. It is a transcript of the gene ENTREP3, whose product is annotated as endosomal transmembrane epsin interactor 3. Lineage: Eukaryota; Metazoa; Chordata; Aves; Passeriformes; Passerellidae. The record is from RefSeq and is a predicted model, not a curated record. Gene Ontology annotation, cellular component: membrane. Bases 2 to 2041 code for a protein of 679 amino acids. The transcript is spliced from 12 exons.
CAUGCCCUCCCCCAGCGACUCGAACCGCUCCCUGACCGGCCGCAGCUCCCGCAGCCUCACCCACCUCCGCCUCCAGCGCGCCUGGCUGCAGGUCCUGCUCGUCCUGGGGCUCGUGCAAGCCGUGCUGGGCGUCCUCAUCGUCACCUUCAGCCUGGUGGCGGCCACCAUCACUCCCUCCACCAAAAUCCGGCACUCCUGCCCGUCCUGGGCCGGCUUCUCGCUGGCACUGUCCGGGCUGGUCGGCAUCGUCUCCUGGAAGCGGCCGCUCACCCUGGUGAUCGCCUUCUUCACGCUGCUCUCGGUGCUGGGCGUCAUGCUGAGCCUCGCCGGCUCCAUCCUGUCGUGCCAGAACGCGCAGCUGGUGAAGACCCUGGAGGCCUGCGAGAGGGAGAGGGACACGUGUGUCUGCUGCCAGGCCCGCUCGGAGCCCCCGCCCGCCUCCUGCAGCCACCAGAGCGAGCAGCUCACCAUGUUCCCCAACGCCAACUGCCGGAGCAUCCGUGUGGCGCUCAAGGAUCUCCUCUUCAGUGUCUGUGGCUUGACCAUCUUCUCCACCAUCAUCUGCAUGCUCUCUGCUGUCGUGUGCUGCAUCCAGAUCUUCUCCCUUGACAUCGUCCACGUGCUGGUUCCACAGCGCUCGAGCUCUGUGACAUUGGAAUGCACGUCCCCACCUGACACCUUCCUGCAGAGCAUGAUGGACUUCGAGGAGUUUGUGCCCCCAGUGCCACCACCCCCCUACUACCCACCUGAGUACACCUGCAGCUCCGAGACGGAUGCACAGAGCAUCACCUACAACGGCUCCAUGGACAGCCCCGUGCCCCUCUACCCAACCGAUUUCCCCCCAUCCUACGAGACUGUGAUGGGGCUGCGGGGAGACAGCCAGGCCACCCUGUUCGACUCGCAGCUGACAGAGGGCUCCCACGCCUGCACCUGUGACCGUGUCCCCUCCAUCGUGCUCAGCGGGGAAGUCUCCAUGGACAGCGGCUCCCUGAUCAUGUCGGAGAUCAUGGACAUCCCCGGGGACAGCAGCCCCUCGGAGGACUCGUGCCUGCUGGAGCUGCAGGGCUCCAUGCGCUCCGUGGAUUACGUCCUGUUCCGCUCCAUCCAGCGCAGCCGCGCCGAUUACUGCCUGAGCGUGGACUGCGUGCAGUGCAGCCACCACGCCCGCAGCCCCACGCUGGCCCUGCAGGGCCCCUUCGAGGAGAUGCCCCAGCCCCGAGUGCGGGGCGAGCGCUCCUAUUCGUGCUCCACCGCCGAGCCCGGCCCCGACGGCGGCGGCGUGCUGGUGGGGGGAGCCGUGACCCACAGCUGCAACCGGCUGGUGGGGCCGGUGCGCUGUGCCGGACCCUGCUUCCCCGAGGUGCGCCUCAAGGACAAGGGCUCCUCGCUGCAGGGACGCGGGGGUGGCCGCCACACGGACACCGCCACCGCCGGCCGCCCCCGGCGCAACAGCGAGACCUCGUGCCCUUCGUCCCCGGCCCCGGGGAUGGCCCCGCGCCCGCUGCUGAGGUCGCACAGUGACCCCGGUGUCCCCAUGGCCGGCCGUGCUGCAGAUUUCAGGGAAGUUCUUUAUACCAAAGCACUGGAGGACACCGUGUCCGACUCCUCCGCUGAUACAGGGCUGUGCUCCGAGGCCUGCCUGCUCCACCGCUCCCACUGUGACUCCCCGCCGCUGCUCCGGGCUGGCUCGGUGGGGAAGAACAAGCUGCCACCCUCCAAGAAGGUGCCACAGCAGCUGUCCAAGACGGCCACCCGCUCCCUGGGGGACCUCAAGGGCUACCGGGGCACCCGUGGGCUGGUGGCCAGGUUCCUGCAGAGACCCAAGCGCAGCGUGGAGGUGUCUGGGCACAGCUUCCACGGGCACAAACAGGUUCCCUGGAGUGCCUGGCCGGGUGCAGAGCGGCCCCACGAAGGGAUCCACCUGCAGAGCUGCGGGGACCUGAGCUCCACGUCGUCCCUGCGGCGGCUCCUGUCCUCGCGCCGCCUGGAGCGCGGCCGCCCGCGGAGCCUCAGCGGGGCCUGCAAGGAGAGCGCGCUCUGAGGGCACGGCCUGGCACGGACCCUCCGCCCUGGGGAGGGAAUCCCGCUCUGGGCUCAGCCCUGGACAUUGCUCGGACAUUGCUGCUGCUGCCCUGGUGGGGCUGGGCCCUGCCCUGCUGCCCCGGGGGUUCGGCUGAGCCCCUUCCCCGAGCAGGGCUGGGGUUUGGGGCUGGUCCCCUGGGGUGUCUGUGGGGAGCCAGGACAGCUGUGCCUGUCCCCAUCUGCCUGUCUGGGAUGGUUAUGCCUGUUCCUUGUCCUGUUCCUUCUUCUGGGCAUGCCUGUCCCUUGCCCUGUCCCUUGUGCCAGCUGUGCCUAUUCCCUGGGAUGGCCACGCCUGUCCCCUGCCCUGUCCCAUGUUGUGGCUGUGCCUGACGCACGCACUGGCCAUCCCCUGUCCCCUGUGCCAGCCGUGCCUGUAGCAUGGUAUGGCCAUGUCUGU